Molecule: messenger RNA, 2793 nt
Organism: Ctenopharyngodon idella (grass carp)
Lineage: Eukaryota; Metazoa; Chordata; Actinopteri; Cypriniformes; Xenocyprididae
Gene: tdg.2
Product: thymine DNA glycosylase, tandem duplicate 2
Exons: 10
Coding region: 144-1514 (456 amino acids)
Biological process (GO): base-excision repair, AP site formation
Cellular component (GO): nucleus
Molecular function (GO): mismatch base pair DNA N-glycosylase activity
Source: RefSeq, a predicted model, not a curated record
AGGGACUUUUAUUUUGAAUUUAGCCUUUACCUUUGUUGACAUUUUUACUUACACCGGCUUCAUUCAUCAUGUGUAGCAUCAUUUAGCUCAUAUUUUUCUGCAUUAAAUACUGAUAUGUGCCAGAAAAGGUCUGAAGAAUAUAUAUGGCAGUAAGACCACCAAUUAAGAUGGAAGAAAGGCAGUAUUCAUCUCUGACGGCACCUAUGGAUUAUCUUCAGUACUGGUACCAAACCAGUCCCCAGCAGUACCAGCCAGAGCAGGUGCCGCAGUACCACCAGAUGGUUAGUGCCGCCCAGUUCGCCGAGAGACCCAUGGAGGACAAAAUCAUGACUGAUUUAUCAGUGCAUCAAGAUCCAUAUCUGGAUCAACCUCAACAGCACCAUCAAGAUCCAUAUCUGGAUCAGCCUCAUCAAGAUCCAUAUCUGGAUCAACCUCAACAGCCUCAUCAACCCUCUGUCCAACAACCAGCCCUUCCGACAACUCCAGCAAAAGGAAAGAAAAGGGGAAGGCCUCUAAAAAGCGAAGUAAAGGAAAAGACGGAUGCUGAAGAAUCUGCCAAGAAAGCAAAGAGGACAUUAGAUCGGUUCAACGGCAUGUCAGUGGAGGAAGUCAUGGCUAGAAAGCUGCCAGACGUCAUCACACAUAAUCUUGACAUGCUGAUUAUCGGCAUCAAUCCUGGACUGUUGUCAGCCUUCAAGGGAAGGCAUUAUCCAAAUCCUGGGAACCAUUUUUGGAAGUGCUUGUUUCUCUCCGGGCUGACUGAAGAACAGCUGAACCACAUGCACGAUCAGACACUACCUGAACGGUAUGGAAUUGGUUUCACCAAUAUGGUGGAGAGGACCACACCUGGGAGUAAAGACCUGUCAAACAAAGAGAUCCGUGAAGGUGGACACCAGCUUUUGGAAAAGCUCCAGAAGUACAGACCUUUAAUCGCUGUGUUCAAUGGAAAAUGUAUUUAUGAAACAUUUUGCAAGGAGAUUUUUGGAGUGAAGGCCAAGAACUUAGAGUUCGGAUUGCAGCCCUACAAAGUGCCAGAAACGGAGACGGUUUGCUAUCUGAUGCCAUCUUCAAGCCCACGCUGUGCCCAAUUUCCUCGUGCUCAAGACAAAGUGCACUUCUACAUCAAGCUAAAAGAGCUCAGGGAUCAGCUGAAGGGAGUGGUGAAGACUCAGGAGAUCCAAGAGACAAACUACACAUUUGAUGUGUCUCUGGCCAAAGAGGAUGCCAAAAGAUUGGCAAUCAAAGAAGAGCAGCAUGACCCUGAGUACGAGCAGAACUGUGCACAUGGAUCAUGGGGGGAACCACAGCAAGCGUUUGGAGUCCAUCCUUCUACAGAUACAGGUACAUACAUAUUGUGUUGUGUUCAAAAAGAAUAUGAACAAUUUUAUGUGUCCGGUGCUUGUAAUAAUUGUCAAAGCUCUCUAGACCAGGUAACGGACAACCGGUGGACAAUGCAGCCGUUUGCAGACCAGAUUCCAGACAUCAGAUGUAGCAACAACAACCGAACAACCUGAGAAAUGUAGUUAUCGCACAAAGACUGUUUGUCUGCACUGCAUGUACUGAGAAGGACCAACUAAACAUUUUUUUAUUGUUUUAUUUAAUGUUUUAAUAUGUUUUGGCUAUGUUUCUGAGUGAUGAUGCUGAGUUGUUACCUGGAAUAUUUAAUGUAUAUGAUUUCUGUGUGCGUGUGUGUGUGUGUGCGUGUGUGCGCGUGUGUGUGCGUGUGCGUGUGUGUGCGUGUAACAAAGCUGUGUUACUUCAAAGCUUGAAUGAACGUGAUACUUGAGGAUUUCUGUUUGAGACAUUAGUUUAUUUCGUGCCUCUUUUUUUAAUCUUUUUAAAAGAAACUUUAAUCACACUACUGUUCAAAAGUUUGGGCCUGGUAAGAUUUUUGUAAAGAAAUUAAUACUUAAAAAAACUUUUAAAAGUGAACAUUUAUAAUGUUACAAAAGAUUUCUGUUUCAAAUAAACAUUCUUUUAAACUUUUUAUUCAUCAAAGAAUCCUAAAAAAAAGGGAGUCACGGUUUCUACAAAAAUAUUAAGUUCAACUGUUUUCAACAUUAAUAAUAAGAAAUGUUUCUUUAACCAAAUCAGCAUAUUAGAAUGAUUUCUUAAUGAUUUUAAAUUCAGCCUGCCAUCACAGGAAUAAAUUACAUUUUAUUUUUUUUAAUUUUUUUUUUAAAGAAAAGUUAUUUUAAACUGUAGUAAUACUUCACAAUAUUACUUCUUUUACUGUAUUUUUCAUUAAAUAAAUGCCACCUUGGUGAGCAUAAGAAACUUUUUUCAAAAAAAUCAUAUCAAUCCCAAACUUUUGAAUUAUGUACGUUGACUGUUUUUGUUUAAAUAGUUUCAUAUUUACUGAAUUUAUACCUUUCUGUGGUAUUGGGAUUAUUCUGAGAAGACGUAAUAUUUGACAUGCACAUGUUUUUCAAUAGGAGUAUUUCAGCGUAACAAAUUUCAAACCAUGACUGGCCUCUGGAAGAGGUUUAUCACUGUGCAUGUCUUUGAUGCAUGGAUUUAUAGUAGUAUUGCACAUGGCAUGCUCAGUCCCACAUUAUGGUGCUUAUUAAAUACCGAUCACUCAAUUUACCUCAUUUUGAAUGGUAUUUUUAGACUUUUUAGAAUUGUUGUUAUUUUGCAAUCAGUGUGCAUAACUGUUUAGUACCAUUUAUACCUGUUUUGUUGCAUCAUAAUAAUCCAGCUUCAUUGUUGCUGUGAGAAUUCUGUACUGUGUAUGUCAUUCUGUAAGUUGUAUUUUAUUUUUGAUGUUUUUUAUAUGUAUGUAUCACUAAU